AUGAACAAAGAAAACUCAGAAAAGCUAAUCAGCAUAAUAAAUUUGCUAGAUAAAAUAUCCGAGCGAAAUGAUGCCAAGAACCCCGGGUAUGAUAAACUUAAAAGCUUUUUUUCAAGCGAGCUGUCAAAGACAUUCGACAGUCUGGACAAUGAGAAGUCCAUUUUCCCGUUGCACCGCGAAAAUGAUACGCGCGAUUUUAGUGCCAACCAAAUAAAUGACAAAAUUAAAAAGACGAAAAGUUUUUUCUACUUCAAUAAGUCAUGCUCGGGGGAAGGGGACGAGUCCGCGUGCGGCGACGCUCCUCAAAGUGGGGGGCAAAUGGAACGGCAAACUGAGCAUCAGGCCGAACCGCUAAACGAACCGCUAAGCGAACAGCUGGGAGGACCCCAAAAAGGCGCACAUGCGCGAGAGCAGCGGCCCCGCAAGGAAAACUCAACCAAACGAGCAAAUAACAAGUGUGCACAUUUUCAAGAUACUCACUGGGAAGGGAACAAAUCGCCAAGCAUAACAGAGACAACUGAUUGUGUGAAAGGAACCAAUCAGGGAGCCAAAAUAAACACAACCUCCUCAUUCGAAAGUGAAGGUUUUUCCUCUGCUAAAAGGUAUACAGGUAGUUUCCACUUUAAAAGAAAGUCGCAACGCGAACAAAGAGGCUACUUCAGUGACACUGAAUUGUUGGCGUAUAAUAACUCGAGUAGGAAAAAAAAAAAUUUGCUAGAAAUGUUAAAGAGGAAGCAGGUCACGAAGUAUAAGGAGAAGUUGGGCGCGGACUCUGUGGACAAUUCGGCGUUCAUUGCUCCAUCGAGGAAGUAUGGACAUGUUCGCGGGGAGGAUGAGGCAGGUGAAUACCUAGACCACAAGGGCCUCGGGCAGCUGCUGGAAAAAAUCAUAGACCAUUUGAACGUCAACCUGAAGGAGGCGAUGAACAGAUACGUGAAGGAGAUACACAAACUGAACAAGGCGAACGACGCGCUAAGCAGAAAUCUCGAAACUGCCGUUGAGAACAACGACGAACAGGCCCAAGAAAUAAGAGACCUGAACAAACGGAUAAGUCAAAUAGAGGAGGAGAAAACCGAAAUGAACAAGCGCAUUGAGAGUUACGAAUUUACAAUGCAUAAGACAAAGAAAUUAAAAAAUGAGGAACAAGACGACGAUGAAGCAAAAGGUGCCCUGGAACUGGAAAUAAAAAACCUCAAGAGGGAAUUAAACCUGGCCAAUUCACUGAACGAUAAAAUAAACGAUGAGAAGAUGUCGCUCCAGGAAAGAAUAAAAAAUAAAGCGGAUAAGCUUAGGAGAGAAAAGGACAAACUAAAAACAGCCAAUGACUUGAUUUUAGAAAAGAGCGACUUACUCGUGCAGCUGCAGACGCCCCCCACGUUCGAUGCACCCUCCCCAAAGGUAGCACCAAAAAGAAGGUGCAUAUACCGAAGUGACACCAUUUUGGAAAACUACGAGAGAGUAAAAAGCAAGCUGCUCGAAAGUAACGAGAAAUGCUAUUUUUUAUCCAAAACGAAUCUUAAAUUAUUUAAAGGAUUAAAAAGGAAAAGGAAGAAAAUUGACACGCUAAAUAAGCAGACGUCUUACCUGAAAUGUUUCAUAAAAGGAAAGGAGAAAACGGAUCGGGGCAAUGAAUAUCAUUUAAAAUUAAAGCAGGAAAAAAGUACCCACACGUACGAUCUCCUGGGAAGCAACACAAGUCACGCCCCAUUAGCAGAGGAAUACAAACCUGCACAAACAGGUGAAAAUAAUUCGUUCGCCAAAAUGUAUGACCACGCACAAGGGGGGGAAAUUCAAGGCCUCCAAAAAAUUAUCCUCAAUUUAACCAAUGAUCACAAAUUGUUGAAGAAAAAAUACGAAUUGUUAUACAAAAAAUAUGCGCGACUGCUAGGGAAGAAGGAGACGAACAAAAGCAACGAUUUUGCCUUUAAACAGCAGAAGGGGGAGGAAAAUGUGCCAACGGAGAGCGACGUGAUUCACUCGUUUUACGUGAAAGGGGGGCAAAACAGGUUGGGCAGACACUUCCAGAGGGGCAGCAGUUUGAGGAGAUCCCCCCAGCGGGGCAGCAGUUUGAGGCGACCCCCCCAGCGGGGCAGCAGUUUGAGGAAACCCCUCCAGCGGGGGGACAAUUUAAAAAAUUACAUAAAAGCGAAGGUCAUACAUCGGAAGAACCUCCACGUUCGCAAGUUUAGAAACUACACGGGUAAAAAAAAGAAAGAAAAGAAAAGAAAUACAUACGUAGUACGUACAUGUGCGCCACAUUUCUACGUAGCUAUGUGGUCACGGCAAACCUGGUGUAAUACUCACCCCUGCGUAUGUGCACCCCUACGUUGUGCGCACCUGUCCCAUCUUUCUUAA
Messenger RNA from Plasmodium vivax (malaria parasite P. vivax), 2355 nucleotides. RefSeq lists its product as hypothetical. The transcript has 8 exons. The record is from RefSeq and is a predicted model, not a curated record. Lineage: Eukaryota; Apicomplexa; Aconoidasida; Haemosporida; Plasmodiidae. The coding region runs from base 1 to 2355 and encodes 784 amino acids.